UGGCAACAGAUAGCUAACAGCGUUCUCCGGUAAUGGCGUAUUGUAAGUUUUCAAUAAAAUAUUACUUAAGUUCGGCAUAGUAAACCUAAUUUAGUAUUUAUAAUUUUAUCAUAUCUCAGCAGCGAAACUUAGCAAUAAUAGUUUUUCAGUUUUAUUGUUUGAUUUGCGAAAGAAAGUUUCUGAUUCUAGUUUUAAACAAACUAAACUAAAGAAUCAAAUUGAUUUUCAAAGACCAAGUUGAUGUUCAGUCUCAGUUUCGGAAUGAAAUAACAUUGAAGAUAAGUAAAGGAUAUUGUCAGAUCAGAAAAAAGGAUGGAUGAAGUGAUGGAAAUUGUGGAAGUCACAUCCUUGAAAGACCCAUCAUCGAAAGACAAUAAUGGAAUUAUCGAGGCUUCAUUUAAAGACGAUGGUUCUUCGAAACAAAAUGCCAAACAUUCCGACGACGUUACUAGUGAAAAUAAUGGAGACGCGAGUGAUAUACAGUCGAAUGAUACUACUAAGAAAGACCAUGUUCUUGAUGAUUCUACUCAUUUAGAAACAAACCACAAUGACACUGAAAAACAGAAUUCUUAUGAAAAUCAUAUUGACUCUCCAAAGAGCAACUCAAAUGAUUCUUCAAAAAUUGAAGAUUCUGUCAAAAUAAAUGAUUCAGUGUCUAAUGAAUCAAAUGAAGCAGUGAACAAAACUGAAGAGAACUGUAAAACUGAGUCUGAUAUGCAACAAGAAACUGAACUGCAAGAAGAAAAGAAAUCUGAACCCUCUAGUUCUAUGGAACAGGUGAAGGAAAAUGAUGUUAUGGGGGAAGAUGCUGUGAAGUAUCCUGACAAAGAUGAUACUGGAAAAGAUGCCUCACCUAAAAAUUCAAUUGAAACUACAGAUAUAGAAACAACAGAUGUAGUGAAGAAAAAAGAUGACUCAACAAAGAAAAAGAAAGGAAAAAUUUGUGUUGUAUGUGGAAAAAAAAGAAAGAUAGAAUUCCGAAUCCAUUUCCAAGGGAAGGUCCAACUGCUUUGUUCGGAUCAGUGUUAUAAGCAGUUCAAAGAAAAUCAAUCAGAGUCUAAAGCAGAGACAGUCGCCAAGCCAGCUGAACCUGUUCAAGACUCCUUUUGUCCUCAGUGUCAGAAGUUAAUUUUUCCUAAUCAAGGUUACUAUCCUGUAGUUGGGGAAAUCAAACCUCUUUGUUCCGAGGAUUGUGUCAGGAAAUAUCAGGAGAAUAAUGGCCCACCUAGAAAAUGCUCUCAAUGUGAAAAUAAGGUAGAAGACAAAAAUGUUCACCUGACUUGGGAAACCAUGAUAUUUUGUGGAGAGGAUUGCCUCGGAAAAUACCAGUCAUUUCUUGGCAGUCACUGCACCUGCUGUCAGGCACCUGUACAGCAAGCAUCACUGGGAAAAUACUGUGUCUGUUUCGGAUCGGAUAUUCGACAAUUCUGCUCCGGCAGUUGCCUCGACGAUUUCAAGAAAGGCCUUAAAGUAUGUACAUUUUGUCAAACAGAUUUAUCUGCUGGAACUGAAGGAUUUCUUGCUCCAGUUGGUGAUAAGGGGCAGUUUAAAGACUUCUGCUCACAAUCUUGUAUGGAGCGUUAUGAAACAAUGAACAACCUAUCCAAAACAGCUCCAGAGACUCAGGAAUGUGCUCACUGUAAAAAACAAGGCACAUUUAAAAUCCAGGUCCCGUACAAUGAAAAAAAAUAUUUCUUGUGUUGUGACAGCUGCGUUGCUGGAUUGCGCUGCACCCUGAAGAAAUCUGAGAAUGUUUGUGCGUCAUGUCACCGCUUCUUUGAGUGUAGAAAUGAUCUCAAUAGCAAUAAAGAGAAUGACUUCAAGUUCAAAAUGGAUGGAUUAUAUAAAUUCUUUUGCUCCAAAACUUGCAUGACUACAUAUGUUUUAUCUCACCGUAGAAUCACUCAAUGUCUUUUCUGUAAGGUGAAAAAAUAUAAUUUUGACAUGAUAGAAAAAGUGGAUCGGAGUGAUGGACAGAAAAUCUAUUGCUCCUUGAACUGUCUCUCUUUACAUCGAGUCAAUGCUAAUGCAGCCUCUUCAAAAAGCAUUCGAUGUGAUAACUGUUCAAAGACUCAACCUGCUCAGUAUCACCUCACCAUGAGUGAUGGCUCCAUUCGCAAUUUCUGCGCAUACAACUGUGUCUUGGCUUUUCAGAAUCAAUUCACCAGCGUUCCAGCUCUGACCACAACAUCUAUGACUCGACAGUUGACUACACCCGUUCAAACUUUGAAAACCACAUCAGCUCUAAAUUCACCAGUUAUUGCCAAUGUUGUGUCGUUGGCACAACCUCGUACCAGCACACCUGUUGCUAAUAAACCUUUGGUACCACAAACUCUCGUCAGUGUUCGUCCUACUCGCCAACCUGUUGCUGUUUUUACGACAAAGACUCAGGUUUCUACUGUGACAUCUCCAUCUGUUCCGGUUGUGCAGCCCAACUCACAAGGUUCACAAGUCAUGAGGGAAGUCAUCAUUCAACCGCCUGCUCCUAAGUCAGUUAAAAAUAAAACUGUUUGGUGUAAGCCCAUUAUGCAAACCAAAGCAAUAAACACCAAAAGUUCUGCUUGUCACAAGGCCGUGCAAACAGAUGACAGUCCAAGGCCUAUCAUUCUUCCAGUCCCAAUACCAGUUUACGUACCAACUCCAUUGCAUAUGUUUUCGAGGCCUGUACCGUGUCCCGUUCCAUUUCCUGUGCCAAUACCAGUACCCAUCAUCAUUCCAGCUUCUAAAGAACAAGUUUGUAAACAAUUAAAAAAAUAUCAAGAAAAUAUUUCAUGUAAUUCUCUAGUAAAGGAUAAGUUGGAUACAGACCAAAAAUCUCCUGAUGCUAUAAACAGUGAAUCUGAUGAUACACCUGAUGGGUGCACCAAAGAAAACCAAAAAAGAACUCUAAGUUCGCCUAUACAUUCAAAGCACAAAAAAUUGAAAUCGGACGCUUCCGUCGACUCGUCCUCACCCUCUUGUGAAGAGGAAAACCCACAGAAUUCUAUUUUUGACAGUUUUGACGACGAAGAACAGACUAUGUUGAAAGUUCCUUAGUUGUUUUUUAAAUUAAAAUGUAUAUAUGUGAAGAGUUCUUUCAUCAGUCAUAAACGAAACUCUUUUUUGCACUUUAUUUUUUCAAUUUCAGGUGCAUUUAAAGCAUUUUAUUAUUUCACUUAUCAUGAUGGACAAACAGUGUAAAAUAGUCCUAUGCCUAUUUUUGUCUAUUUGCAAUUAUUUACAAUUGUUAAUUAAAAUUGGAAAAACUUCUUUUAUUUAUAAGAAAUGUUAUUUCUUAGCAAAUUUUUUAAAAAGAAAAAAAGUAAAAUGAGUGUUUUGUCAGAAUCUUUGUUAGAAUUUGAUUUUUUUUUAUUUUUAAAUUUAAUAUUGGACUGUAAGUAUGAGUGAAUACAAAUAAAUUUUUUCACUAUAAA
Molecule: messenger RNA, 3413 nt
Organism: Parasteatoda tepidariorum (common house spider)
Lineage: Eukaryota; Metazoa; Arthropoda; Arachnida; Araneae; Theridiidae
Molecular function (GO): zinc ion binding
Source: RefSeq, a predicted model, not a curated record